Sebastes umbrosus (honeycomb rockfish) is the source of this 1215-nucleotide messenger RNA. RefSeq names its product alpha-synuclein-like. The transcript is spliced from 6 exons. Gene Ontology annotation, biological process: chemical synaptic transmission; synapse organization; synaptic vesicle endocytosis. Gene Ontology annotation, cellular component: neuronal cell body; axon terminus; cytoplasm. The record is from RefSeq and is a predicted model, not a curated record. Gene Ontology annotation, molecular function: cuprous ion binding. NCBI's taxonomy places the organism in Eukaryota, Metazoa, Chordata, Actinopteri, Perciformes, Sebastidae. The coding region runs from base 207 to 548 and encodes 113 amino acids.
UACACACACACACCCACGCGCACACUUACGCACACGUACAUACACGUCGCCUCUAGAGUAGUAGGACACGGUAAACCGGUUGUACCGCCUGUUGGGGGGAUUCUCCGCCGUGCUCUGCCGGAACACUCAUCUCAUUCUCGGCUUGAAGGAAGUUGAACCGAACAGCUGUGUGUGUGCGUGUUAAUUCGGGAGCCAAUCGAGCAGACAUGGACAUUUUCAAGAAGGGUUUCAAUAAAGCCAAGGAUGGAGUCACGAUGGCGGCUGAGAAGACUAAAGAUGGGGUCACGCUCGUCGGUAACAAAACAAAGGCUACAGUCAGCACAGCUGUGUCUGGAGUGUCUCAGGUGGGUGGAGCCAUGGUUAGUGGGGUUACCACGGUGGCCCACAAAACUGUGGAGGGAGCAGGCAACAUCGCCGCUGCCACUGGAUUGGUUAAGAAGGAUCCAGCCAAACAAUGUGAUGAAGCCUCAGCAGGACAGGACCUGGCAGAGUCACCGGUUGAUACCGACCCUGCUGAUGCUACAGAGGACGACACCGAUGAUAACUGAUCGAGAGCUUCACAGUCGAAGACCAACGAUCAACAAUCAAUGACGAAACAUUCCAUGUCACUCUGCCAAGUCCCGUUGUGCCUCGUUUAAUGGAGUCUGUGCCCAACGUCUCUCUGUGUGUGUGUGUGUGUGUGUGUGUGUGUGUGUGUGUGUGUGUGUGUGUGUGUGUUUGUGUUGUUACGUAUGUCUGUACAGCAGUAUAUUUGUAAAUGUUGUGUGAGUGUGUGUGUGUGUGUAUACGUGUGCCUUUUACACAUCAGUCCUGAAAGUGAAAAGUGUGUGUGUGUGUGUCUAUAUGUACGUUUUCUGUCACUUGUGUGGCUAUAUGUCAGUAACUCAACCAUGGAAUAACACCACUUCAAGCACCUAAGUGUCUCUAUAUAAAUGGACAAUUUACAGUGAUCUGUUUCAAAUGGAAGCGUAAUGAUAGUCUCUAUUUUUGUCUGUAUACCGUUAAAAACUGUUUUUUGCGGUGCGUUAUGAAGUGCUGAGCUAUUUGUGCAUUCAUAUUGUAUUUUUUAAUUUAUCACCUCUCACUGUAACAAAUAUAUCUCACGUUGAAUGGACUUUUGAUGAACCAAGAGCAUGUGAAACUACUCAGCUGAACUGCUGUGAUAUAUAAAUUUAUUUGGAGUUAAGUGUUAAAUAAAAAUAUGUUUAAACAAAA